GGCGGCGAGGCUCGCGGCCGCUGGGCGCUGCACCGAGGAGUCAGGCCAUCAUCAUUCGAUCGUGGGCGGCCGGCGUGAGUGCAAGUGUGAACAAUGAAGCUCUCUAUUUACUUUGUGUUUUGUGUUCUGGUGAAUUUGGCAGCGGCUGUGAAGGACACGUACCGAGCUGCUAUAGUUCGCGAUGUUGGCAACUCGGACCUCAACGCACACAUCCCUGCCAUAUACGAGGCCGGCAGAAAGAAUGUGGACAUCUUGGUGCUGCCGCCGUCGGAAACGUUAAGCUCCAAGUAUGAUGAGAGCGCGAGGGAGGUGGCGCGGGCGGCGCGCGAGGCAGACGUGCAGGUGUGUGCGCAUGCGCGCGACGUGCUCGUCUGCACCGCGGGCGGCGCCGCCGUGUCGCUAUACAGGAAGACGGGAGCCACAUGCAACUGCAGCACGGUUGAGGAGUCGGAGACCUUCGUCAGCGACUUCGGCGUGGAGUUCACGCUGCUGACGGAGGAGGAGCUGGCGCUGCUGCAGCCCUCCCUCGUGAAGGGCAGGAAUGUUAUCGUGACCGGCGCCGGGACAGUCGAGGUGCCGUUUCUGACCGCGUGGUCGCAGCUGUCGCGCGCCAACGUGUUGUGUGGCGCCGCGCUGCUCGCCGACGGACCGCGCCUGCACACCGACCUCCUCACCAUCGCCGAUGUCCACAUCCACGGACGGCACGCUCCCUUCCCCCCGCCGGUGGUGGGUGCCUCCUCCCGCGGGUCCGGCGAGGACCUCACCCACUACAGCAUCAAGCCGCUGGACCUGGAGGCGAGUGUCGACGGCUACACCGAGACAGUAUGUCAGCACGACUUCUGCUGCCAGUUCAAUAUCAAGGCUAGCUCUAAAGGAUCGAAGGGUUCGUGCAGUAGUUUCAGCGCGGGCGCUCACUCGGGGCGGCGCGCCGUGAGUCCGUCGCGGCGGGCGGCGGUACAAGUGUGCGGCGUGUUCCACACGGCCUGCCGCCAGGGAGCGCAGAACAGCACCGACGUCAUCUUCAGCGAGUUGACAGUGAGCGGGAACUUCUCCGACCACACGGUGCUCUUCCCGAUGAUCGUCUCUAAUGACGUCAUCGACUCCUCGCAGUACUCCGCGCCCAGGCAGGGGACCGUCACGAUCCGGGACGCGUCCGUCAUCUCCUUCGGGAUAUUCGGGAGAGACUUCACGAAGGAUCGCGAAGUUAUAGCCGAGAAGGAAGUGUUCGCUGACUCCGACAGCUUGUUCAACGAGAAUGUUCAGGAGUUCAUCGACUACGUGUGGAUCAGACUCAGGAUACUCAUCUUUGUAGUUUCUAUUUACAUUUUGGAAAUGAUGUAAAAUGCUUAAGGGGAUAUUUUGUUCAAUAUUAUAAAAAUCUUGUUUCGACAAGAUUAAAUUUAUUGUAUGAGUUAUGAACAAUUUAACAACAAUAUUAAUAGCUUCUUUACCUUUAAUGGUUUAAGAGUGAAAGAGGCAAGACUUUUUAAAGAGUUUGCAGUAUUUGGAGGGAUUCUUUAUUUAUUAAUCUUCCUUCUAUGUAUAGUCCGACCAGAAACAUAAGAAACCUCGUUACGUUGUAGAAAUGGCACAAAUUCCUUGCACUGAAAACGUUAACUUUAAAAUGGAAGAGCCAAAUGGCGUCUCCAAAGCAGGUUUUUUAUUUUCCUGGUCAGACUAUAUUUUGAGAUUUCUUUACUCGGAGAGAAUCUGCAUAGAGUUCAAAAACCUGUAAAUUAAUUCCUCAUAAAUUCUAACUCAUACAAAACAUAAUUCGCGCAGGUUGAGGCUGCGCAGGCGAAUUUGUAUUCUUAUAAUGUUUAUAUUAAAUAAUCUGCAGUCCCUCGAUAUCCGCGUGUAAGGCGAGUGAGAGCCGCGGACACGGGGGCGCGGGGAGUGAGGCCGAGUGAGAACAGCGACGCGGGCGAGAGGUUCGCUCGCGUCAUAUUAUAAUAAUAUAGAAAUGAUGUGAAUGCCACAUUUGUACCAACCAUAUUUCCAUUACAAUUAUUGGAACCAGUGACUGUUUUAUGAUGUAAAGCAUUGAUUCCCAAAGUGUUCCAGGAGAACCCUCAGGAGUCCACGGGAGACUAAACAGGUUCUACAUUAGCGUGGCCAAAAAAUUGGGGUUCACAAUUCGUAAGUAGAUUCCACGAAAAUUUAUCUGGUUUCGAUAAUAAAUUAAAAUGUUGGCUUGACUUCAAUGUAGGCAAAUAAUAAUUCAAGAACUAUACUUCUAAAAACUUGAAUAUUCUGGGGAAUAUGGUAGAAAUUUUGCUGCAGAAGUUCCACCAGAACCAGCAAUUUUGAAAGUGGCCUAUGAGAAAAAUAAGUUUGGUAACCUCUGAUGUGAAGCAUCCAUCAAUAUUUACAUUUCACAAAUAUAUUUUUUGUCACUCCAUUGGGUUAGUCACGACAGAUGUAUGAUAACGUAUGUACGAAGUGAAACUAAAUAAUAAAUGGUUGGUGACAUGUCCUUAGUGAGUUUUAUAUAAUUAUUUAUUAAUUUGUAAGUUCUACUUAAUGUAAGUAGCGGGUGAUCGUAAUUACUUUAUAAACUAAGUGAUUCUUUAGAUAAUUGUGUUUAUAGACUAAGUAUUAUUUUUUAUUUGCUAUAUCAUAGCCAACGAAAACUAUAUCUUAUUUUAAUGUGCGCUGUAGUUUAAAAUUGCAUGCAUGUGUUAAUGUAAGUAAACUAAGGUAAUUUUAAGCAUCAUCUAGUGUUAGCAAAAUCGUGUAUGGAACAGGGAGGUGCAGUUUAAAUAUUGUUUAGUCGAUCCCUAUUUAAAGACGAACCCUAAGUUAUUAGAAACAAUCAACGUGUUGAGGUCACCCUAGUUAUGGCCUUUAUUCGUUUAUCAAACGGCACAAUGCUGGUUAGGUUAAUUUAGACAUCGAAUUAACUGAUUAGUCUACAGCAGUUUUCAAUAAAUAAUCCCAAUCUCAAUGUUCAGUCCGAUUCCGAAAAUGAACCAAUCACAAUGAAUAAUUUGUAAGAUAUCCAAAUAUCUUCGUUGUGAUUGGUCAAUUUUUGAUAUACUUAGAUCGAAGAAAGCGAUUGCGAUUAUUUAUAGUGGUUAGCCAGACAUUGGGCGUUAAUAUUGUAAAUACUUCUAUAGCCUAAAAUGUAUGCGUCAAAGACAGUGUGGAUAGACAAUAUUAAAAAACCAUUUCAAUAAAUAAAAGUGUAACCGUGUUAUUGGCAUGUCUGGCAAACCGGAUGUAAUAUUAUGAAGACCGUGAAAAGAUUGUGUAAUUAAUAACAAAUAUUUUGAGAUUUGGAUAUUUUAGUGUAAUUUAAUUAUAAUGAUAUUAUUUCUCAAAGUAUAGGUAAUUAUUAUAAGGUUUACUAAAAGGGGAUCCUUUUUUACUUUUUGAAUAUAGAAUUAAUGCUUUUACAGAAUCGGACGUGGAAAAGUAUUGAAUUCUCUUUUAGAAUCAGAAUUGUAAUUCUGUACUGUUGGUAUUUUGGAUUCAUCAUAUUUUGUAUUCACUGUACACGGUUUUGUAAUAAUUUAAUGCAUUUUAAUUCACUCACGACUGAUUACUGUGAUAUUAGAUGUUAUUCACAUGCCAUUGAAAUAAAGGGAUUUUUCAAUAUAUUA
Molecule: messenger RNA, 3605 nt
Organism: Manduca sexta (tobacco hornworm)
Lineage: Eukaryota; Metazoa; Arthropoda; Insecta; Lepidoptera; Sphingidae
Exons: 9
Coding region: 94-1341 (415 amino acids)
Source: RefSeq, a predicted model, not a curated record